AUGACCAUGGAUGAUCUGGAGAAGGCUGUUAAGCGCCUUGAGAAAAUUUACGAGAAGGCUGCUGAUAGGCGUCCGCCUCCAAGGCCGGAACAUUCGAUAUGCCCAAGUCUGGCUUAUCGCCCUGCUCGCCUACAGCGCUCACCAGCGCGUCCUCCUUUCCGUCGACCUUCUGUGUCGUUCAGGACUCCAUCCGCUCGAGCGGUUUCCUUCGAAGAGGAAGGUGUAGAUGAGUACGAAGGGGAUUCCCAGGAGCUCUAUGAGGAAGAGUACCUUGCGCGCUCACCAGCGCGUCCUCCUUUCCGUCGACCUUCUGUGUCGUUCAGGACUCCAUCCGCUCGAGCGGUUUCCUUCGAAGAGGAAGGUGUAGAUGAGUACGAAGAGGAUUCCCAGGAGCUCUAUGAGGAAGAGUACCUUGCGGUUGACUCGGCCCGUGGGCCCUCCUCCCUUCCCCCUCUGGUCACCAAUCCAGCCAAACCGUUGGCCUGGCAGGGCAAUACUCAAGCCCGACUCCGUACACGAGAAAGGCGUGCUCGCAGUCCAGCCCCUUCCGCAUCAGGACCAGCUGGUCCUCCUGCUGGUAUCACUCCGACUCCCCCAGCAGCUCUCGCUGCGGGUGGCCCCGUUGAUACUCCUCCACUCCAGCAGCCUAGUCCAAGUAACUUG
Messenger RNA from Diachasma alloeum, 663 nucleotides. RefSeq lists its product as uncharacterized. The record is from RefSeq and is a predicted model, not a curated record. NCBI's taxonomy places the organism in Eukaryota, Metazoa, Arthropoda, Insecta, Hymenoptera, Braconidae. The annotation marks the transcript as partial. The transcript is spliced from 2 exons.